UUUAAACGCGUCAAUGUCAGAAGAACCUCAGACUUCACAAGCGCAGAUAGAUCUUGGCGAGCGCGUGCGCCCCCGUGGGAAAAUUCUCGAGACACUUUUGCGCGUGGCAUUAGAUCUUCACCUGAGAUAAAGGAACAGUUGAAACACCACAAAACCCUGAAGUUGGACUUUUAGUCUGACUUGGUAGUUUCAGUUGCUGGAAAUUCAAUAUUGUCCAGGUGCAUUGGAAGCACCCUCCUGCUCAAGGGGGCGUGUGAACAUUAUUCGUCCACGAUGAGAGCGCUUUUCCCGGUUUUUGUGUAUUGCAUCAGCCUGCUCUCCUCACAUUUGCUGGCUCAACCGGUGAGAAACAGGUCGGACUUCAUGACAAGACUCCAUCAGCUAAGAGAGGAAAACAGCAUCUCCGCAGAUGUUACUGAGAGCCCAAACACCGACCAUGGCAUCUCCAUCGACCGCACCAUUCUAUGGAGGGCCAUUCUCUCCAAAUCUCCACCUUCAGACACAACAAGAAACCAACUCCCCAUUGGUCAACCAAGAGCAGGAGAGUCCACCGAAACAGGAGAGAACCCUAGACACAGAGGUCGUCGCCAUGUGCACUCAAAAGGCCACCACAACCAUCAUCACGGCCAACUGAAGCGCGUCGGAUGUGUCCUCGGUACCUGCCAGGUGCAAAACCUCAGUCAUCGCCUUUAUCAACUGGUCGGGCAAAGCGGACGCCAAGAGUCGCCCAUUAACCCACGCAGUCCACACAGCUAUGGAUGAAGAUAGAGGGGCGUCCGGCUAAAACUAAGACCAAGAAAACAGCGUUACACAUAUCUGUCCUGGUGUUUGUUUAUUUUAUUGCAAUAGGAUACUGCUGUAGUACUCUUUCCUCCUCUCUGCCCUGGUUUUCUGGAUUGUAUACUGUGCCUUUUUGGACAGAAAGGACCUCUUGUUACUUGAUGGCGAAUUUUGAAUUGAAACACUUUGACCCUAGCCUCCCAUUUUUCGGUACUCAAACUGAUUCUUUAUUUUCAUAUUGUCAUUAAAUCUUCAGAUAAGAGAUUAUUCCGCAUCACGUCCCGACUCAUCUAAGGCUGUUAACUUCUACACCACUGAUCAAACCGCCUGAGCCUUUAAUGUGGAUUUCAGCAAGGUGUGGGAUUGGAUUUCUGUCAAUGUGAGGCUCAUGUGUUCCAAAAAAAACUCUGAACCCUCUCACCUUGUGUCUCCAGAAGACUAUUAAGAAGAAAGCAGACUUCGGAGGUGGUGCGCGACCACCAUCUGAUACCUUGUCACUUGAAUAGCUACUGCAACUUUGGGUUUAAAUGUUGGGUUUUAGACAAUGGUGAAUUGUCUGAAUUUAUAAACACAGUGGUCCCUUGGUUGAACCCACAUAACAAUACAGUAGCAAUCGCAGCUGAAUCCGGAUUAACACAUUGUUGCUUCUCCGUGUGCUUUGAGGGUCUGGCGCCUGAAAAAUUACACUUCACGUGGUUUAUAAAGUCACAUGAAUGAGUUGUAAUCCGCAAGUUCUCAGUUUCAACUCCUGCUGAGCUUUGCUGCAUUUUAUAAACAGAAGCAAGACUUUUUGGAGCAAUUCUAAAUGAUGGUCAUAAUUCAUCUAUAAAUACCCAUAACCAAGGUUACAGCUCCAUAAUAGAGCCUUAAACUAGCUUAAGGGCUGCUUGAAAACCAUUUUGAUUGCCAAAACACUUUAAAAAAAAAUAUUAUAUAAAAAAAAAAAAAAGCAUUUCGUCAUGAUUUACUCAAAGUUCCAAACUGGUAUGUCUUUGUCAUUCUGUGGAACACAAAAGAAGAUAUUUUGAAAAAUGUCCAUACAGUGUAAGUCAAAGGGAUCUGAAGUUGGUUUUGGACCCCAUUCACUUUCAUUGUAUGUACACAAGCAGUAUUUUUAGCAAAUUGACCAAUUCUUAAUAUCAUAAAUGCCCUUACAUUUUUUCUUAACACACGUUGACUGGCGUUGCUUAAGUAAUUCUCAAAGUCAUUCUUGUGACUCUAAUUAAAGACUCUAGUUCUACCAAAAUUUGAGGAGCAGGCUUUCCAAGUCUUUCGGGAAAAUGGCCUUACCAGAAGCACUCUUCCAACCGUGUCAUGUAUUUUAAGAAUUCCCUUAUGUUAUAAUAAUCAUGUCUGAAUACGUGGGUGGAUACACACACCAAAAAUACCCAACAGGCGCGGGAAAAGUACCUGUAAAAACGACCAAUUUAAUUGAAACCUUUCAGAAAAGUUCCAUGCCUUUUGGGGGUCUGUGGAUGUCGGGGAAUGCUGUGAGACAUCAAAGUACAUGUCAGAGGAUUAAAAUAGCAGAAGUAAUCCCAAAAAUCCUACUUAAACUUCAAAAACUCAAUCCCAGCUAGGUAUCCAGGCCAAACUCUCCCAAUAUGUGAUGUAUGUUAUAGGACAGCUUGCUUUCAAAUGGCUCCAGAAAGGCAGAGAACCGACCAAAAAACCUGAAUUUACUUGAUACCUUUCUGCGCAUUGGCAUUAUACUGUUCAUUUAUCUUAAAACGGGCUGGAAUUGGUGUUCGUAACUGUAAAAAAGUAUUUUUUUUUCUUGUCAUGGCUGAUUCUGAUGAUGAUGAUGAUCAUAGGAAGUAGUAAUCGCUGGUGCUUUGGUGCUAAUCUGCUCAAAGGCUCUCUAUAUUUCCGACUCCAUUCUCUCUGCUGUAAUCGAUUUGAUUGAUGUCUCGUGACUUAUCAUAAUUAAAAGGCUUUUAAACUGCUGGGAGCCUGGUUAAUCUGUACUUUUUGCACAGGGAGAGCCUCUUAACCUGCCUCAUGUUGACUUCUAUAUUGAUCACAUUCCUUUUUUUUGACUAUUUAUCUAUCUAUUUAUUUAUUUUUGGAUGAGUUGUUGUGAACGUCUUGGUGACAUGGGUUGGAAGGUUACAAGUGCGUCAGUAUCUGGCCCUGAUCGUUCUGUGUACGUGUGUGUUUUUGUAUGCUGCCUCUGUGUAUUGCGUAUUUUCGUAACCUUUGUCCCCCUUUAAAGCCCUGCUUGGUUCAUUGAGUAAAACACAAGCGUUAGCUUUCAUGCUAAUGUGCAUGUGUUUGUGAUGAAGGAGCACAGAGAAAGUUAUGAAUCUGUGUCCUAAAGACGUGUGUGCAUGUGUGAAUGAACGUCGUCCUGGCCAUGAGCAUAACUUUACAUGUUUUAGUUGAUAUUAAGGGUCAGCUGUGCUGUUACUACCAUGCCUAGCACUUUAAAGCAAGAGCAUGUUUUUAUUUUUGUUCAGAUUUGUGAGAUUUAUGUACUGAUUUUGAGGAGGAUCUGUAUGAAUGUAUUUUGAAGGGCGUUAGCACACCGAAUGAGAACGUACUCAGUAUCAUGUACACAAUCUUUUGUGAAUACUAUUAUUAGGUAUGGUAUUUAAGUAUUUAUGUUUGCAUUUGUGUAUCUAUGUCACCAAAGACGUUAUUUAUCGCAUUCAGUGUUUUCUCACACCUCAGAGCUGUCCUCUGGGUACGAAAAAAUAGACUAUAUUUAGGGAAGACAAUAAAAUAAUUUGUCACACCCAAA
Carassius auratus (goldfish) is the source of this 3523-nucleotide messenger RNA. RefSeq names its product ADM2-like. Bases 274 to 762 code for a protein of 162 amino acids. Gene Ontology annotation, cellular component: extracellular region. Gene Ontology annotation, molecular function: hormone activity. Gene Ontology annotation, biological process: positive regulation of heart rate; adenylate cyclase-activating G protein-coupled receptor signaling pathway; regulation of systemic arterial blood pressure. The record is from RefSeq and is a predicted model, not a curated record. NCBI's taxonomy places the organism in Eukaryota, Metazoa, Chordata, Actinopteri, Cypriniformes, Cyprinidae. The transcript is spliced from 3 exons.